This is a messenger RNA of Cyclocybe aegerita, 1971 nucleotides long. NCBI's taxonomy places the organism in Eukaryota, Fungi, Basidiomycota, Agaricomycetes, Agaricales, Hemipholiotaceae. The record is from the annotation of a GenBank genome assembly.
AUGGAUCGGAAGCUCCUCUUCAGUCUUUGUAACGCAGAUCUUGGCAGCAACGCACCACCUCUUUCUGUAACCACCAUGUUCGACAGCUUGCCAUUCGAGAUAAUCCUUCAAAUUCUUGCAUACCUGCCUGUUUCAUCUCUUUCUUCCUUAUCUUCCAUCUCACACUCUUGGAACGACUUCUUCGCAAAAAAUGAGACCGCCAUCUAUCGCGAAUCUGCUCUGCUCCAUGGAUUCGCUGAUCAGCGCACCACUGAGCCUGACCAUGCGAGUCUGAGCAAGAGAUACUCAAAUCGAGUGCUAAAUCCAGGUUUCACUUGGAAAAAACUGUGCGAGACUCGUGUCAAAGUUCGCAACGCUUGGAGUGGAUGCGCGGCAUCUACUGUUAUUUCCCUUCCUACCCAGAUGCCCAAUGCAGGUGCAUUUCCAACCAAAGUCCAUCGAAUCAAAGUCGAUGAGCAGAGAGGAUUCCUUAUGAUUACGUCUCAGGAAGGUGGCCUUUUCGUGAUGGAUGUCGACACGGGAACAUUCUUGUUCGCCUUGAGUCAGGGCUAUGUACAUGAGUAUGCGCACAUCGAGUAUUCGGAAGGCUACAUGAUCUUCGAUCGGUUGGACAACUCUCGAGAGGUCUGGCGCCUCCAAGACAUUGAAGCUACAGACGCCUUAGUGGAUGAAGAGUCCCAGCCGGAUCAGUUUCAGAUCGAAGAAUUUGAGAUGGGCAUGCACCUUGCCCGUUACGUGCAACUCACCCGGUCCUCCGAUGUGGCACAACUUCCGCUGAGAGGAUGCUUCGAACCCUACGCACUCUUAACGGCACCUGAGGUGACAAGGUGCUCGCGGUUCGUGUAUCCGACGCUGUUGGCGGCUUCUCUCGAUCGUGUCUACCUGUGGGAUGUCCCGACAGGUCGUGUGAUGGAAGUUCUAGAGGGACUCGACGUCCUUUCUACGGACACAGCUCUGCCCUUGGAGCCCGUAUCGAACUCUCUUCCGACCCCAGACGCUGACGAGGCUGAAGAAUACGUCUCCCCACCGACGGAAAGCCUCGAGGCAAUCGUCUACGUGGAUCACAGCGUUAACCACGUCUUCUUAGCUGGCCGCCAUGCUGUCAGAGUUUUCGAUAAGGCUAGAGUUGACAGCGAACAUCCCUCUUCGAGCUCGAGCAAUUCGAAUGCCCACCAAGGGCGAGUGGUGCUGAAUCUGUGGUCGACGCACCUACGAGCGGGGCGCUGGUCAUAUUCUCCACGAUACGGCAGCGGAGUUCAAGAAGAAGGGUCUGCGCUCGUUCAUUAUGAGGUCGACUUUAGCGAGCGACAGUGGGUCCGACGAUCUCGUAGACUCAUCGAUGAGUUCAUUGCAGUUCACGUAUCACCCUGUGGGUUGCACUUCGCUGCUCUCCUCUCAGGCUGCCGCUUGCUCCUUGUGUCCAACUUCAAGCGAAUGAACCGAAACCCGCGAACCCGAGCCCAUGAAGUCGAAUUGUACAAUACCACUCUUGAUAUUCGCUUGGGGUCGCCAAGGUCAGCACGCAGUAUCUACCUUGCAUACGAAGCAGGAGAUGCUGGGGAAGGGAGGAUCGGAGUCGUCACCUCAAGCGCUGUCUUCGUCGUCAUCGUACCCCCUCUGCCUGUACCAGAGGCCGCAACAUUACCUGUCGCUCCUCCGAAGAUUCGCAUAGCUCGCGUCAAGGAGUUCAUGAACCCAUCAAGCCUCUCCUCCGUUUCGUGUCUGAUGCUUUCCGACACCGGCCUCUUCCUGAACUGGGACGGUGGCAACAAUGACUCCGAAGACGAAGAUGCCUCGCGGGACUGGGAGGAAGCAUUUGAAGAAAGUCUUAGGGAUUCAGUCGUACCAGGCGAGGACAAUCUUAACCAUACGGACGGGGAAGAUAUCGUGAUUUCACCGGACAUUCCUGACCAGCCUGCAGACGCCUCUAUUGUGCAUGCCGUCAAUUUCCUGCCGCUGGAAGCACGUUGA